Stegastes partitus (bicolor damselfish) is the source of this 2021-nucleotide messenger RNA. RefSeq names its product allantoinase. Bases 1 to 1977 code for a protein of 658 amino acids. The record is from RefSeq and is a predicted model, not a curated record. Gene Ontology annotation, molecular function: cobalt ion binding; zinc ion binding; allantoinase activity. Gene Ontology annotation, biological process: purine nucleobase catabolic process; allantoin catabolic process. The transcript is spliced from 13 exons. NCBI's taxonomy places the organism in Eukaryota, Metazoa, Chordata, Actinopteri, Pomacentridae. Gene Ontology annotation, cellular component: cytoplasm.
AUGCCUGCUGUUCCAUCAGAAGACUAUAUUCUACUCAAAAGAGCCAACAAAAAGAUCUCCGACCUUAAAGAGGACAUCCGACGACUAUCUGAUGAGCUCCAGAAGAAGGACUUCCUGCUCUCCAGCUUCAUGGACGUGGCAGCCAAGCUGUCCUCAAAGUUAGCUUCGCUCAACAUGACUCUCCAGGAGACAGCGUUCUGGGACCCCUCCACCUGUCCACAGCCCUCCUGCUCCACACCCAGCUGGGACUCGCCCUGGGUCGAUGUGGUGGUCCGUGGUCGCAGAAGGACUUUGGGUGAAACUGUCUCUCCCCAUCGCCCGAGUCUCUCCAACCACUUCGGGGCUCUGUCAGCGGAUGAUGCUCCGGUCCACCCGGCCAGCAUGCCUGCUCCGCCGGCUUCACCUAGCCCUGCUCUGGACCUGAAGUCGACGCCUUGCAGGAUCCUGAGGGACGCUGUGACCCGGCACUCUGGUGGUGGUGGUGGUUGUCGCCCAGAUCCGGUGGUGGAUCGCUCCUCCAGGUCUGAUGCUCUCCAUCCACCAUCUCUCCAAUCCGCACAGGCUCACGGUGUGGUCAAUGGGAUCCUUGUGCCCCCCAACCAUGAGCCCGCCCGCCCGGCCUCUUCCACACCCUCUCUUCUCUCCAACCACGGCAAUAGUGAGCCAGUUCUCCAGGUCACUGCUUCCCAUAUCAUCGCUCCCUACCGUCCACUUCCGUCCUUGCCUCCUCCAGUAGCCACCGUGUUGGAUGUGGGUGACAGUGUGGUGAUGCCAGGGAUUGUAGACUGCCAUGUCCAUGUGAAUGAGCCGGGUCGGACCUCCUGGGAGGGUUUCUGGACCGCAACCAGGGCUGCUGCGGCUGGAGGGGUGACAACCAUUGUGGACAUGCCGCUAAAUAGCAUUCCUCCAACGACAACACUUGGCAAUUUUCAUGAGAAGUUGCGGGAGGCGACGGGGCAGUGUUUUGUUGACACGGCCUUCUGGGGAGGAGUGAUCCCUGGCAACCAGCUUGAGCUUCAGCCCAUGAUCCAGGCCGGAGUUGCUGGCUUCAAGUGUUUCCUCAUCCACAGUGGGGUGGACGAGUUCCCCCACGUGCUCGACUAUGAUCUGCACACAGCCAUGAAGCAGCUGCAAGGCACAGGAAGUGUCCUGCUGUUUCAUGCAGAGAGGGAAGUUCAGAAACCAACAGAGGAGGCCGGUGACCCUUCCCAGUACUCCACCUUUUUGCAGUCCAGGCCAGAUAUAAUGGAGACAGAAGCUAUUCGCAUCGUCACAGAACUCUGCCUGCAGUACCGGGUGCGGUGCCACAUAGUUCACUUAUCCUCUGCAAAGCCAUUGAAACUGAUCCAGGAAGCGCGGCGGGCCGGAGCGCCCCUGACGGUGGAGACAACCCACCAUUACCUCAGCCUGUGUGCAGAAAACAUACCAGCAGGGGCCACACAGUUCAAGUGCUGCCCCCCCAUCAGGGGAUCUAUAAACCGGCAGCAGUUGUGGUCGGCACUGAAAGCCGGACAGAUCGACAUGGUGGUGUCUGAUCACUCCCCCUGCACCCCCGAUCUGAAGAAAUUGGACAGUGGAGACUUCACUCAGGCUUGGGGAGGGAUUUCUUCUUUACAAUUUGGCUUGCCUCUGUUCUGGAGCUCAGCCAGCAAAAGAGGCUUUCAGCUGUCUGAUGUUGUGAGGCUCCUCAGCAGAAAAACAGCUCAGCUCUGUGGUCUCGACAACCAGAAGGGCAGCCUCGCCCCCGGCUACGAUGCCGACUUGGUCAUUUGGGACCCAGAGAGAGAAUUUGAGAUUCAAGAAGGACACAUCCAGCAUAAAAACAAGCUGACUCCUUACCUUGGCCUCAGCCUGCAUGGAGCCGUGUGCGCAACCAUCCUGAGGGGUCGGCUGGUGUACAGAGACGGCACCUUCUGCCCUGAACCUCUGGGGAAGCAUCUCCUCAUCCCCCAGAGGACAAAUCAAGCCCAAGUGUGAAGCAUAACAACCAGCUGUAAUAAUAAUAAACCUUACCAAUGCUU